CCGUUUUAGCAAUUGUUCAACCCCCGUCAGUGGUUGGACGAAGGUGUUCGAUUCCUUCUUGUCAUUGGCCGAAAAACAGGGAGGUCCGUUUGUGAGGUCUGCAUUCUUCCGGCUUAGCUGUGUGUUGUUGAAAAGAAAAGACGAAUGGAAAAAUUGUAACUCUGCAAAUACGGUUGUGGAAUAACGGAAGAUGAGUUCUCAGCAGUUCCCGAGACACGGAAUGCCCGCUUCUGGAGGAGGGCCUCCCCAGAUCCCGGGCGGAAACUUGGUGCCUUUAAACCCGUCACCAAACCAGCCAGGAGGAGAUGCGGAGGGCAGCCGUGAUGCUGAUCAUGGGCCGCAAGAUCGGCCGCCCAGCGGCGGCGGCGGAGGAGCAGCGCUCUCGUUCAGGGAGGACAAGCAGGAGACGGUGAUGGUGCGGCCCUACCCGCAGGUCCAAGCCCACGGCCCCCCCCAAGGUCUUCCCCAGCAGCUCCCCAUUCAGCCCGGCCCUCCAGUCACAGUGUCAGCAGGUCCCAUCCACCUGCCCCAGGUGACAGGUCAGCCCACUGCCCUCACAGAGGGCCAGAUGAAGGCUGUCCUGAAGUCACCGAUCCCCAGUCGUCUCAUUGCCCCGGCGCCGGCUUUGAACCAGGGCCACCUCCCCGUCCCCUCCAAGGUGCCCGGACACAUCACGGUCACUCUGGAGAGCAGCAUCGCUCCGACUCCUUCCAUCCCCGUGGCAACCAUCAGUAGCCAGCAGGGUCACUCCAGUAACCUGCACCAUCUGAUGCCUGCUAACAUCCAGAUUAUCAGGAGUAGCGCCCCGGCCCUGCAGAUUGGGGCCACCGCCGGCCCUUCACAGACAUUCACCUCCCAUCUACCCAGAGGGGCGGCUGCUGCAGCCGUCAUGUCCAGCUCUAAAGGUGCCACGGUUCUGCGUCCAGCAUCUGGAGCCGGGGCGGGGCCGGGCCAGCCCACCGUUCAGCACAUCCUCCACCAGCCCACCCAGACCCGUCCCCCUGUCACCACCUCCUCAGCGGUGCUGCCCACCGUGGUGACCCCCAUCUCUGUCAGCAGGACACAGGGCCCCAUCAGCAGUCCUGCCGUCACACACUCCACUGAGAUGGUGCACGCCCGUCCAGGGCUGACCAUCCACCCUCCCCCGGCCACCAUCAGCAUCCAGCGGCCCCAGGCCAGCAGGGACACGGCCACACGCAUCACCCUGCCCUCCCACCCCCCCAUCGUGGCCCAAAAGCCCCAACCACCCCACGCCAUGACCCAGAAGUCCAUCUUCAGUUCUGUGACGCCCGUCGCUGCAGCCACUGUGGCUCCCAUCGUCGCCACAAACACCGUCCCCGCCACAACCACCACAGGAUCUGUGCCACACACCCAAAUGAACAGUAGCACCAUCGUCACCAUGACGAUGCCCUCUCACUCCUCCCACGCCACCGCAGUGACCACGUCUGCCAUCCCCGUUGCCAAGGUGGUGCCCCAGCCCAUAGCCCACACCUCCCCUCGCAUCCAGCCGGACUACCCUGGGGAGCGAACCAACCUCAUCUCUAUCUCUGGACAUCACUCCUCCCCCAACCCCGUUACCAUGGAGGCCAGGAGCGACAACAGGCCGUCGGUUCCAGUCCAGUUCCAGUACUUCCUGCCAACCUACUCCCCGUCCCCGUACCCUCUGACCCACACCUACACCCCCAUCACCAGCUCUGUGUCCACCAUCCGCCAAUACCCAGUGACCCCCCAGGCUCCCAGCUCUGCCCUCCCCACCCCCGGGGGUGUUGGCAUGGCGACCACAGUCCACCUCAACCCCAUGCAGCUGAUGGGUCUGCAGUCUGCCCAGAUCAGCACCCAGGGAAUCCAGCCUGCACCAAUGGCAGCGCAGGGAAUCCAGCCUGCACCAAUGGCAGCCCAGGGCAUUCAGCCUGCAUCAAUCGGAGUGCAGGGCCUGCACACCUCUGCACCUAUCAGCACGCAGGGGAUUCAGCAGGCACCAAUCACAGCACAGCAGCAGCAGCCUCAGUCUGAUGCCAAACCUCCAGGCGUGGUGCUGGCAGACGGCUCCACCUUCGUGGCGGGCACCAUCGGCAACGCGUUCAGCGGCUCGCAGGCCGUGGCAACCAUGGUGCAGACACACCCCCAGGCCGGGGUGGGUGGGGCCCCCACACUAGUCUCCUCCCCUCGGCCUAGCAUCCUCCGCAAGAAACCAGCCAAUGAGAGCUGUGUGCGUAAGAGCCUGAUAGCAGUGCAGCCGGGCGAGGUCGGCGGGGGCAGGGUGGAGGCUGGCCUCAGAGGGGCCGGGUCCCCUCGGCCUUCAGGCGUCAAACCCAAAGCGGAGGUCCACAUGACCAUGGCCCCUCCCAUCAUGGCGACGGUGGAGGCCCUGCCCUCCCAGGGGGUGGAGCAGCAAGUUGCCUCCUCCCCCGCCCAGCACCUGUCCCAGGCCAUCCCCACUCUGCUGGCCCCCCAGGGCCCCGCUCCGCCCUCCCAGCCCAGCUCCGUGCUCUCUGCCCUGCCCGCCUCCCUGGCCGUCACCCCCCCCGCCCCCGCCUCCAUGGCCAACACGGUGGCCUCCCCCACCCAGCCCGCGGCCAGCAGCACGGCCGCCUGCGCCUCCAGCGCCGUCCUGGCGGACAUCAAGAUCAAGCAGGAGAUGGAGCCCAUGGACACGGCUCAACCAGUGUCCAGCGGGUCCUUGUUGUCGCCCCCCGGCCUGGGCGGCCCGCCCUCCUCCCUGGGCGGCCCUCUCUCGGGGGAGCCGGUCCCCGGGGCGUCGCCCAGGAAGAAGCCCCGCAAGCAGCAGCACGUUAUCUCCACGGAGGAGACGGAGAUGGUGGAGGCCACCAGCACGGACGAGGACCGCGCCUCGGGGAGAGUGCUGGGCCGGCCGGACCGCAGGGAGUCUCCCCCCAGGGAGUAUGUGGAUGAGGAGGGGGUGCGUUACGUGCCGGUACGCCCGCGCCCCCCCAUCACCCUGCUCCGCCACUACCGCAAUCCCUGGAAGGCAGCCUAUCACCACUUCCAGAGAUACAGCGACAUCCGGGUCAAAGAGGAGAAGAAGGGCUCCCUGCAGGACAUGGCUAACCAGAGGGGUGUGGUGUGUCGGGCGCAGGGCUGGAAGAUCCACCUGUGUGCCGCUCAGCUCAGACAGCUGUCCAGUCUGGAGCAUGACGUGUACACCAGACUGACCACCCUGCAGGAGGGCCUCAUCCCAAAGAAGAGGGCCGGGGCGGACGACGACCUGCACCGCAUCAAUGAGCUCAUACAGGGUAACAUGCAGCGCUGCAAGCUGGUGAUGGAUCAGGUGACGGAGGCCAGAGACACCAUGAUGAAGGUGCUAGACCACAAGGAGAAGGUUCUGAAGCUGCUGAAUAAGACAACGGCCGUCAAGAAGUCCUCCAAGCUGAAGCGCAAGGAGCGGGCAUAGACAAGGAUGUCUGCGAGGCCCUCCUCACCCCCCCCCCCCCCCACCCCACCUUGGGAGGAAGGAGAGAGCUGCUCUGAACUUGGUGCUAAGAUUUGCUGCGCACAAUCGCCUUCUGCAUGUCCCUGGCUGAGGCUGGGAGGAGGGGAGGCAGGGGCUCGCUGGCCGGCGUCUCCCCAGGAAGGGAGGGCCUCGCUGGGGAUACGGCGAUCAGCAGAGAGCCUCCGCUGAGUCCAGACUGGCUGAUUGGCUGAUGAACCCCGACAGUUUUGUUUAUUUUGUAGUUUUUUGGGGGGUGGGGUAUGUUCCAUAAAGACACUUGUUUUGUAGUUUUGAAAAUAAGUUUGUUAAUGUUGCCUUUUUUUUCUUUCUUUCUGUGGAGGGAUGGGGGAUGGGGAGGGGUGGGUUAGUGGCAGUGGGCUGUGUGUCUC
This is a messenger RNA of Osmerus eperlanus (European smelt), 3840 nucleotides long. RefSeq names its product Sin3A-associated protein a (gene sap130a). The record is from RefSeq and is a predicted model, not a curated record. The transcript is spliced from 21 exons. NCBI's taxonomy places the organism in Eukaryota, Metazoa, Chordata, Actinopteri, Osmeriformes, Osmeridae. Bases 191 to 3412 code for a protein of 1073 amino acids. Gene Ontology annotation, biological process: negative regulation of transcription by RNA polymerase II. Gene Ontology annotation, cellular component: Sin3-type complex.